Messenger RNA from Eimeria maxima, 3414 nucleotides. RefSeq lists its product as hypothetical. The coding region runs from base 1 to 3414 and encodes 1137 amino acids. The record is from RefSeq and is a predicted model, not a curated record. The transcript has 16 exons. Gene Ontology annotation, biological process: microtubule anchoring at centrosome. NCBI's taxonomy places the organism in Eukaryota, Apicomplexa, Conoidasida, Eucoccidiorida, Eimeriidae. Gene Ontology annotation, cellular component: centrosome.
AUGGAUGUAGACCUGGCCCUCGUCAGCGCGCUGCAGCUCCGUGAGCUGUUGCAACAGCACUCACCCCUCUCUCCGCAAGUACAAGACUUGGCCUCCGAAUGCAAAAAACUGUUCGCUCUUGGGGAGGAAUCCCUCAAGGGGGUGAGCCCGUCGGACCCUCGGUUGCAGAAGGCGUGCAAGGAAUUGGAGGAGGCUCUGACGUUCUUUCAUUCUAUUGCUGCAGCAGAUGAGGACUUAGCAAAGCAGCAAGGGGCUGACGAGAAACAGAACCAUGAGCACCACCAGCACGAGUCAGCGGCCUCAGGCCGCCACCGACAUGGCAGGCGCGCCGAGAGGGAAAACAGCAAGAGACAGCAUCGAGGCCGGAACAGUAGCAGCAAGGGGAAGAAGAAGGACAAACUAAAGGCAGCAGAGGCAGAACGAACUGCUCCUGAUGCGCCGGAAAAGCCGGUUGAUUCCUUGUUCGGGAAUUGGCCCCCCAUAGACUUCACCUUCCCGGAGAGCCAAAUCGUAGUUCCAACUGGGUCUACUGGGCUCGAAGUCCCUUCGUGGGGAAACGGCGCAGCUAAGGACCCUUUUCGUUUAUCCGCAGCAGACUCUUGUGCUGCGGCAGCUGCUCCAGCGAAUGCGCCAGCAGGUGCUGCAGAGGAAUCGGCAAGGCUCAGGCGUGGCAGGGCAAGGACUCACAACAGGAGGCGGGCAAAAACCAGCAGCACCAGCAGACCGUGUGAAGCGGAUGCAUCAAGCAGUGACGGCGACAGCAGCAGUAGCAGCAGUAGCAGCCGCAGCGUUUGCCUGAGCAGCACCGCGGAAACACACAGGGAAAACAGCAACGAAAGCGAAGUCACAAAGAGCAACGACAAGCGUCGCAGGCGCCAAAGAAGGAUCAAUCGUUCAUUGGCUCAGCCCUGUAGUGACGAGGAAAUUACAGCUUCGGCAGCGUUUCACCCUGCAGGAACACCAGAAGUGUCAGCUGAUGACUGUUGCAGAAUUUGCGUUUCAUCUCUGCGUGCUGUCUUCGUGGCCAAAUGCGCCGCCAGUCCAUUUCGCAUAGAUGCAAGCAUAUUUGUUCCUUCGGAGAGUUUGGAAACUGAAGCCGAGAACACCUCCGAGUUGGGCGUUGUCGUCAGCAGCAGCAGCAGCGGUGACACUAGUAGAGAGUUGCAGGUAACAUGGCAGCAACCUCUGCAUUUUCUCAUUCGUACGCGUCAAGCCGAGGGGGGAAGGAAAAGAGGAGAGGGUGGCAGCGCUUCCGCGAAUCCUCUGCAGUAUCUGCAAAAGGAGGGAAUCCUGCGCUUUAUAAUUAGGAGAGGAGACGACGCAUGGCCGGCCUUCUCGGCUCAGUUUCCUCUCAGCUCUCUUACAUACGGGGUCUUCAGCACCCACCAUGUAUCUAUGUUUUCGAAAGAAGAAAAUGCCACAGACUACAACGCAGCAUGCGGCUACCUGACCUUCUCACUAUCAGCAGAACCAGCAAAGCCCUCGGCUGGCGCCACACCGCUUGCACUGGCAGAUCUUGCCAGGAGCACUGUGUCAACUACAGCUGAAAAGAAGACGCAAAGACGAGCUGACACCGUGGGGGCACAUGGUAUAGAUCUUCAUGCAAGUUUAAACUCGGCUCGAAACGAGAACGCAUCGUUGCAACAACAAAACAAGCUACUACAAGCGCAAGUGGAGGAGCAGCAACAGGCUCUAAUGCAGCAACAGCAACAUAUCCUGGCCCUUGAAGCUCACAUGCAACAACUCACAGCACAGCUCACAGAAGCAUCUCAGCGACUCGCCGCUGCUGAAAUGCAACAGCAGCAACAGCAGCAGACGCUGCAACGCAUGCAGCAACAACGCGAUUCUGAAUCCCGUGGUUCUGCAGCUGAGAUCGCGAGGCUGCAACACGAAGUUCAGAAGUUGGAAGACUUACGCAGAAACGCCGAAGAAGAACAAAAGCUUCACCGCAAACAAAUUCGCAGCUACCGCACGGAGGCCGAGCAGCAAGAACGUGAGCUACGGCGGCUGCUUGAGGAGCAGAAAGAUGCACACAAGAAAGCCGUGGAGCAGGAGAAGACUAUCGUUGAGCUGAGAACGCUACUUAGCAACGCGCGAAGCCGCAUAAGGAAUGAACGACAGCGGAAUGAGGGGCUAGUGGGCAAACUGGAGGGUCUCAUUCAUCAGUGCACUGAAUCUCACGUUGGUUUUGUGUACAGAAAAGCAGCAGAGGAGGGGAAGCUACAGCUGCUGAGCUUGACCUGGGGCUUGGAGGCUCCACCAGUCUUCACGGGAUUCCCGGAGUCUGCGCCGAUCUGUGAUAAGCAACCUGGAAAAGAGUUGAGGCGGAAGCAGCAGCAAAAGGGAGAUCGAGGAUGGAAUGAUACCAGAAUUCUGCGUCGUCUCCUGCCCCCUAGUCAGCCAACAGGAGCGGUCUGGGAGACUGCUCUGAGGUUACCAAUGCAGGAAGGUUAUUCCCACAUUUUGCUUGAACACGGUAUUCCCUCUGGGCAGCCAUGGGGCGGUGUCCUCCUUGAGAGUACAGAACUAACUGUAGAAUGGUUUUGCUCCGUCCACUCGGGAAGCGGUGGCAAAGGAAGCUCUCUCUUACCAGCGUUUCUUUCUGGCAGCAUUGCGGCAACCGCCUCAUUCAUUGCCAAUAUCUGCUUCAAUCUAUCCCCUUGCCCCGAUGUAACUGUUGCCCUCGAUAGGGAAGUGCUGGAGGGUGGGCGCGUCGUUGUGAAUGCGAAGCCAAACCAAGGAGCGCGGUGUGUGGCUGUUGCUGGGAAACUUGAGGUUUCCCGUCCCUCUCGAGAUAUUCCCACUCUUCUCAUCAGCGCUCUAACGCCCGACUCGCAAAAGCGUUCCUUGAGACUGAAGUUGCCGCUUCCGUCUGCGGUGUUCUGUGUGCCCUUCCCACUUUCGCGGGAGGCAUUUUCUACCAGGUGGCGGUCUCUAGAGAUGCAGGAGGAAGCAGUUUUGAUCGACAUGGUCCCAAAUCGCAUCCGCAUGGCUCUUUCCUUAUGCGCUCUUGGGGGGCGCUUCCUUAUCCUCCCCAUGGAUGAAGGAGACCCGAGGGGCGAGUUUUCUGCAGGAGCGGCAGGAUGCAUGCGUAUUCAGGCUUCUGGUGCCUUUCCUGCAAGUGCUGAGUGCUUGGAGGGCAGGAGUGUCCCGCAUUUCUGCCCCCCAUCGUACACGGGGCACCCGGUUGAAGUUGAAAAAUAUAUCCCCUGCUUGGUUGAGCUCUCUGUCAAACGGAACGCCUUUGCUGGAACAGAGCGUCAGAUGCAGUCCGCCUCUAAAUGGGGACGUACGCCCAGUGGCCUUCUCCGCGUACGGUGCGCCAACUCAUCUCUGAGGAACAGCGUUCUUGAAGUUCUCUUGCAGCAGUUCCUCACCCCGUCGCAAAUAAUUCACGCGUCUCCAUCUGCCUAG